Ceutorhynchus assimilis (cabbage seed weevil) is the source of this 3878-nucleotide messenger RNA. NCBI's taxonomy places the organism in Eukaryota, Metazoa, Arthropoda, Insecta, Coleoptera, Curculionidae. The record is from the annotation of a GenBank genome assembly.
AUGAGUCACGAUCUAAUUAUAAAAGGGGAUUUACCAUACGGUCACCAACCCACCCACCUGCCUGCUAAGUUCUAUGCACUUUUUGGAGAAUGCAAUCUGUGCAACUUCAGUUUGGGCAACGAAGCCAUUACAGUGUUCGCUCCAAUCAAUGCGGCCUUUCAAAAGAUCGUGGGCCCUUUACCAGACGCAGAAUCUUUGGUACCUUAUCAUUUAAUUACUACUCCCAAAAAAAUCGAGCAACUAGGAAUAUCGUAUACGUCAUUGAAUACAAGAUUAUCAGGCGGACCACCGAUAUGGAUUACCAUAAGCCGUGGUACCUACAAUGAUGCUUUCUACGUCAAUAACGCAAGAAUAUUGGCUAGUCAAUCGAAUGUUAUUGGCAUUAAAACUUUAAAUAAAGGAAUUCCUGUAAUGCAAGUGCUGCAUAAAAUCGACGAAGUGCUGAUUCCUACAAAAUCCACAGCAUCUUCUACGAACCAAGUUUUCAACCCAAAUGCUUGGGAAUUUUUAGAAAAUUACGAAUCCCUUAUACAAGGCAACCAUAGAGUGAGGAAUUUCCGGCAAAAAGUGCAGCAGUACAACAGGCAGAAUAUUUUCCGUGCCGAGGGCGGACAAACGUUUUUUAUUCCGGUGGAUGAAGGAUUCGCGAAUAAUAGAGCUAGUUUGAUUGACGAAUACAUUAUUGACGGACAUGUUAUUCCUAAAGAAGUACUCUUCACUACUCCGACUAAAAAGGAUUCGCCAUUUGAUACUAUGGCUAACAGGGAUAAUGUUAUACGUGUUGUUAUAUCUUUUACGCAAGAACAAAGGGACAAUAGUGUUAUAAACUAUGUAAAAUCUCACACUCUUUUCGGCGAUGGAAAGCACCCUCAAGGAGUGGUCCUGGCUGAAAUUGUAAAAGCAAACAUUCCAGUUAAAAAUGGCGUCAUCCAUCUGAUCCACAAACCCUUAAUGAUCGUCGACAGUACCAUCAAGGAACUUUUACAGGAAAAAGAUGGUGGCAUCUUGAACAACUUUUACAACGAACUAGCCGACUUAGGGCCAGAAGGAGCCAGUUUCCUGAGGACCAUUGAAAAAUCCCAAGAAGUGACAUUGUUUGCUCCGUGCAAUUCGGCACUAGACAGUCACAUUGUCAGAAGCAUUAAACGGGACAAACAGAAGUUUUUGGAGAUUUUACAGAUGCACGUUGUGGUAGAUAAUCGGCUUUACAUUGAGACUGUUAUGAAGGAAAAUGAACAUAAGAUCUAUCAAGUACCGACGCUGGUGAAGGGGAAAAAUCUUUAUUUCAAUGUCCAUACCGAAGGAAAUAACAGGACAAUGACCGUGGAAGGGGGUGGCGUUAAUGCUACAGUUAUUCAACCCGAUUUGGCUGCUAAAAAUGGAAUUAUCCAUAUUAUCGAUAGGGUUUUGGGAGUUCCUUAUACGACUAUUUUGGAAAAAUACAGUCUUGAUGGACAGCUAAGGGAUUCCUUCGAAAUGGGAAAAAUGCAACAGUUCAACUCACAACUGAACGACACCAACAAAAAGUUCACUUACUUUGUCCCGAGCAAUAGGGCCUGGCAAAAUGCUAGAGUAGUGAUGCCUUCUGCAAUUAAAAAACUAUUCAUGCCUGAAUUUUCUUAUCAUGCAAUCACAACUCUUCAAAGACACUUGGUCAUAUCUGACGAUGUUUUCACAAUGGAAAGAAUUAAACAAAUGACCAAAAGUAGGGAAAUCAAUCAGACUAAUCGGACAAACAUUCACGAGCCACCUGCUGUCGAGUUACCGACUUUGAGAGGAUCCUUGAAGAUAUUUGUCGAAGAAAGAAUGGAUAAUAGUUUAAAGCGCAAUCACGGCUCAGCUUACAUUAUCCAUUGGGAAGAAUUGAGGAUCCCGGUAUUCCGUCCCAACGUCGAAUGCACCAACGGGAUCAUCCACGUCAUCGAUAUGCCCUUUUUGAAAAAGGGCGACAUUCGAGUGAGCGGCUCUACUCACACCACGGCCACAAUACUUUUGCCUUUGUUAACGUUCCUUUUGAAAUUUAUUUUCGAAUAAUUCAAUUAUUGAUUUUGUUUAUUGAAAUUGAUGGUAAAAAUUAACUUAACUUUGAUGUGUUCGAGGAAAUUAGGUUUUGCAUUUUAAACUUCUUUUUUAUUAUCAAUUUCUCCUUUUGAUUUGAACCAAUCGUAAUAAAAUAUACAGGGUGAAAUGAGCAAUGUAUGACACUAAAACCCUUGUCAAUGAAACCACCCAGCAGGUACAGUAUAAAAAAGGCCUAAUAAGUGUAUAAAAACAUGCUAGUCAAAGAGUUACCAAAAAGUUCUACAGGCCCGAAGUUGGUAACUCUAGCAACUAACCUAAACUGUACAUUUUUUUUUAUAAAUCAUGCGUCACUUCUUGCAAAAGCUUAACUAAUCAUAAGGAAACCUUCUCAUUAAUUAAACUGGAAAUUUAUUCUGAAGAAUUGAACUGCAACUAAUUUAGAUAAUAAGAGCUCGAAAUAUGCGAAAUGUUUUUAUUUAUUUUGAAUCAAAACAAAAAUUGAACAUGUUGAUAUUUAUGUGUGAUGUAUUUGUGACCAAUAAUUUCUAAGUUAUAAAACAUGAAUAUUAAAAAUACCUAUGUAUUACUAUGAAGAUGAUGACCUAAUGUGUGUUGAUGAUAUUACCAAAUAUUUAUUUUUAUUUUUAUCAAUAAUAUGGAAUUUCAUUAAAUGGACAAUUUAUCAUGCCUUUGAAAAUCCUUUAAAUGGACUGAAAAUAUAAUAAUAAUUGUUGAAAUUAUAUAUUGUGUAUACAGAAAAGGGUUACAGUAGUGCUGAAUAAUUGUUUCUAAAUAAAAAUGGAAUCUUCUAAAUAUUUAGUUAGUAUAACACAAUCUUCUACAUUCACUAAAAAUUAUCAGAUAUUUCUGUUACAUGUUCGUAUAUGUAGGCACUGCUCCUUAUUCUGUGAAAAUUUAUGUAAGUAUAAUUUUAAGAAAAAUAUUUGAUGCUUUUGAAUUGACAUUCCAUGCACUUCAUUCUAGAAUAAUCAAUGUAUUUCAGUAACAGCCAUGAUGAACAUGGUUGUGAUCUUGAAAUAUUUAACUUUAUAAAGUUUGUUCAUAAAUAAAUCACAAACUGAUUUAAUUACGGAACAGACACCCCAAGAUUUCGCCUUCUAGGUUUAGGUGUACUUUGUAAAUAAAAGUGUGACUGUAUAAGAUUUUAAUGUUUAUAAUUUCACGUUGAAAUGAGUUGACUUAAAUAUUAUUAUUACAAUAAUUGAAAAAAAAAAUCGCUUUCUCUUUGUAUUAUUUUAGGGGCACUGAAAUUGCUGGAUUUUCUUUCUGUAUAAAAUAACGUGGAUUUUGAAAUUAAAACUGCCAUGAAUUAAGUAAUAAUGUUAGUAAAAUUAGAUGUCAAAAUGUUAUUUGAAAAUCUAUAAAAUAAAUGGAAUUGUAUUGAAAUUUUAUAGAUGUUAACUAUGUAAAGGAACUUUCAAAUUGUCGUAUAUACUUGGUGUAUUUUUCAACAAAAAAAAAAUAAAAUAAAAUAAAAAUAGGUAUCCUUAAUAAAUAAAUGUUUCAUAAUGGUUCAAUAAUUAGGUAUAUUAUGUUUCAUAUUUAAAUCAUUUACAUAAAUACCUAAUAUAUAUUUUUGUAUACCAACCUACAUGAUUUCAAUCGCAUUCAAAGAUUAAAUUAUUUCCAUCAUUAUGUACUCUGGAGAAAUAUUUUAAUUUUGAGGACGAUGUGUUUGCCAUUAAUUCCUGAAAAAGAAUACAUUUUUGUAACAAUCUUUAUUUGACCUAAUAAUAAUUCGUCUCAUAUUCAAACCCAAACUAAGUGUUUCUCAAUCAACAUUUGUAACAUUCAAAUAGUGUUGUGCUUAAUAAAGCAUUCAGUGCUCUAACAUA